AAUCGUCAAGAGCAAGAGAACAGAGUGUCUCCUUGCUUUUGAGAAAUAAAAUAAAAUAUAUAAAUAAAAAUAUUUGUUAGGAAAGGGUUAAUUAAUUAAUAAACAAAAAAAAAUGGAGGGGAAAAUGAUGUUGACGGCGUUGCUGUGUAUAGCGACGGUGGCGGUGGUGAACGCCGGCGAUCCCUACUUCUUCUACACGUGGAACGUAUCGUACGGAAACGCAGCCCCUCUAGGGGUCCCACAGAAGGUUAUCCUUAUCAACGGUCAGUUCCCCGGCCCUAACAUCAACUCCACUUCCAACAACAACAUCGUCAUCAACGUCUUCAACAACCUCGACGAGCCCUUCCUCCUCCACUGGAGCGGGAUCCAGCACAGGAAGAACUGCUGGCAAGAUGGGUUGCCUGGAACGACAUGCCCGAUAAUGCCGGGACAGAACUUCACUUACCACUUCCAGCCCAAGGACCAGAUCGGUAGCUACUUCUACUACCCUUCCACCUCCCUCCACCGUUUCGCCGGCGGGUUCGGCGGCCUACGUGUCAACAGCCGUCUCCUCAUCCCGGUCCCUUACGCCGACCCGGAGGACGACUACACCGUCCUCAUCAACGAUUGGUACACCAAGUCCCACACCUCCAUCAAGAACCUCCUCGACAGUGGCCGUGCUCUCGGCUCACCCGACGGUGUCCUCAUCAACGGAAAGUCUGCCAAGAUGGACGGCAAGGACCAGCCCCUUUUCACGAUGAAGCCCGGUAAGACCUACAAAUUCAGAAUCUGCAACGUCGGGUUCAAGUCCACUCUUAACUUCAGGAUCCAGAACCACAAGAUGAAGCUCGUCGAGAUGGAGGGCUCUCACGUUCUCCAGAACGACUACGACUCUCUCGAUGUCCACGUCGGCCAGUGCUUUGCUGUGCUCGUCACCGCUGAUCAGGCUGCCAAGGAUUACUACAUGGUUGCGUCCACUAGGUUCCUCAAGAAGGAGAUGACCAGUACCGGUGUGCUCCGUUACGUAGGUGGCUCGGCCCAGGCUUCCACCGUGCUCCCCAAGGCUCCAGUUGGCUGGGCAUGGUCUCUCAACCAGUUCAGGUCCUUUAGGUGGAACCUCACCGCCAGUGCAGCCAGGCCUAACCCUCAGGGCUCGUACCACUACGGAAAGAUUAACAUCACCCGCACCAUCAAGCUCGUCAACUCCCAACAGGUUGUGAACGGGAAGCUCAAGUUUGGCCUCAACGGCGUCUCGCACAUCGACACCGAGACUCCCUUGAAGUUGGCUGAGUACUUCCAGAUGGCCGAGAAGGUCUUCAAGUACAAUGUCAUCAAGGACGAGCCUGGAGCCAUGAUCAAACAAUUGACCGUCGAGCCCAAUGUCCUCAACAUCACCUUCCGUACCUUUGUGGAGGUCAUCUUCGAGAAUCGCGAGAAGAGCAUGCAAUCUUACCACUUGGACGGUUACUCCUUCUUCGCUGUCGCGACCGAGCCGGGGAGGUGGACACCUGCAAAGAGAGAGAACUACAACUUGCUCGAUGCAGUAAGCAGACACACAGUGCAAGUGUACCCGAAGUCGUGGUCAGCAAUCCUACUGACCUUUGACAACGCCGGAAUGUGGAACAUAAGGUCGGAGAACUGGGAGAGGAGGUACCUGGGUCAGCAGAUGUACGUCAGCGUUCUCUCCCCCGAGAAAUCGCUGAGGGACGAGUACAACAUCCCCCUCAACGCUGGCCUCUGCGGUAUCGUCAAGGGCCUGUCCAAGCCUAUAAUUUACAGCUAAAAAAACUCCCUCUUCCACAAAUGGGGAUUGUUACCAUGACUCUGUACUAAUUAACCCUUUCCUUAAUCUAAGUAUGUUUUUCCCUACUUCCACCUCUAUCUUACUGUCUGGAAACUGCAAUGUUCCAAUUCAUUUUCAAUCUAAUGGCUAAAUACUACAUCUAUGUACAUCUCACAAUGAACAAGUUCUUGUCUUGCA
Tarenaya hassleriana is the source of this 1960-nucleotide messenger RNA. RefSeq names its product L-ascorbate oxidase homolog. The transcript is spliced from 3 exons. The coding region runs from base 113 to 1762 and encodes 549 amino acids. Lineage: Eukaryota; Viridiplantae; Streptophyta; Magnoliopsida; Brassicales; Cleomaceae. The record is from RefSeq and is a predicted model, not a curated record. Gene Ontology annotation, molecular function: oxidoreductase activity; copper ion binding.